Messenger RNA from Funneliformis mosseae, 203 nucleotides. NCBI's taxonomy places the organism in Eukaryota, Fungi, Glomeromycota, Glomeromycetes, Glomerales, Glomeraceae. The record is from the annotation of a GenBank genome assembly.
GUUUAAGACAAAGCGAACUGCAACAACAAUCACCCUUGGAUUUUUCUAAUAGACACAAAGAAAAUCUUGAGUUCCAUUUGAGACAAUUCCUUACCGAUAAUUUGGUCUCUAACAAUAUUGGUAGUUCAAAUUCGAAUAUGAUUAAUACUUUUCAACCAAAUACAACAGUUCAUCAACCUCAAACAAGGAGGAAGUUCUUUUAA